GCACUACAACCAAAGCGUAACAGGGAUCUCAAGAAAUCCCCGAUGCACACCUUAAGGCCAGCUAACAGCUAACAAUUUAAUCUGACGACCUCGGGGGCAACUAAAGUUCAACGUCCUAUUUGUACUGUUUCUCUUCUCAAAAUCCUCUUCUAUUUUCGGCGGACCAUCCUCUUCUUCUUCAUUUACUUUACUUUACCAGUCUUUCUUUCCUAGUUUCACACUUCUUCGAUUGCCGCCGAAUUGAUCUUUCCUUGAUUGGGGAGGUACAGACAUUGGCCGAAGAAUACCGUGGAUAGGGAUAGGUUCAAUAGGAAUAAUGUGGUUCCCUAAAUCAUUGUCGGCGCUAUGGCUGGCAUCUUGUGUUAUGGCAGCUGGAGAUACGCUCACCACGAAAUUGAGCGAGGAUGGGAUUAGAAGUAUACCGGUUUGUUUUACUCUAUAGCUGGAUUAGUAUUCACAAGAUGUUGGCUGACCUGUUGGAGUAGCUCCGAACACAUUCACUGAAUCAGGUCAGUAGUUUAAUACGAUGCGCAUUACAUGGUUGGUGAAUUCUGCUGAUCUGGAAUUGGAUAGCCAUAUUUGGAUUCGGAUAUGCAAAGUAGAUGGUUUGAUUUUGGAGGAAAUACUAUUGUGAGAGCAGACAAGUAUGGAUGCGCACCAAUGCCCUGACUGAUUGGUUAGGAUAGAUGUGCUAAUUCUGAGGUGAUAGAUAUAUACGGUUGACAUAUGAUCAUCCAUCUUCUUCAGGAUGGCUCUUCUCGCGAGUUCCAUUGACGGCCACAAACUGGGAGGUAUGAUUAAACGUCCCUACCUUCUUUGAAUCCAAUCUGACCACACUUCUUCCACAGAUUGAAGUCGAAUUCAAGGUACACGGCCAGGGCAAUCUCCAUGGUGAUGGUUGGGCCAUGUGGCUCACCAAACAGCGCGCCACUGAAGGCAACGUCUUCGGCUCCGUCGAUAAAUUCGAAGGUCUCGGUAUCUUUUUCGACACAUAUAAGAACAACCGUCCCGGUACCGUGUUCCCCUAUGUAAUGGCAAUGGUCGGCGAUGGAAGCACUUCUUAUGACAAGAACAACGACGGCAAAGAUCAGGAAUUCAUGGGCUGUUCUGCACGAGGUCUACGCAACGCAAACGUACCAACCAAAGCCAGACUCACCUAUUUUCAAGACAAAUCCCUCAAACUCGAACUUCAAUACAAGAAAGAAGACCAGUGGGAACUCUGUUUUGAAACCUUCGAACCACCCACCAUUCCCUCGGUAGCAUAUCUCGGAUUUUCAGCAGAAACAGGAGAAUUGAGCGAUAACCAUGAUAUCAUCAGCGUAAACACAAACAACUUGUAUGACACCAAUACACACAAGAACAAAUACAAAGAUUCGCAGCCUACAUCCGAGAAUGGAAAGAGUAGAUCUCAAAAGGGCCAGGGAGUGUUUAACGGAAAGCAAAAGCAAAAGGGAAGCUGGAGUUGGUUCUUCGUUAAGUGUUUUGCGGGAUUGGCGAUUCUUGGUGGUGGAUACGUCGGAUACACGACUUGGAAGACUCAGCAGAGGAGAAGUCAUCGAUUUUAAAUGAUUAGGUGACGACUUGAGUGUUCAAUUCCAGAUAGAUUUGAAUAUUCAAGGUGGAAAUUGAGCGAAAUGGACAUAGGAAAUUAAGGAAUCGAGAAGCGAUGAAUGAGGAAUUCAAAUCCGAGAUUCGGAGGGAGAUGAAGAUGAUGAACAUCGACUUUUUACUUAUUUUCUGUCGAUGAAUGGAUGAGAGGAAACUGGAAAAUGAGUCGAUGGAAACCUGAAGAUGGAAGAGGAUUUCAGACAGUGUGUGUAGUAUACCAAGGAAAGAAAGACAAAAAAUCAACAUUCGAUAAGAGUAAUUCCGAAGGAAAGGAAUCAUAGUCCUGUCCUAUUUUCUAGGAUAUAUU
Sclerotinia trifoliorum is the source of this 1915-nucleotide messenger RNA. NCBI's taxonomy places the organism in Eukaryota, Fungi, Ascomycota, Leotiomycetes, Helotiales, Sclerotiniaceae. The record is from the annotation of a GenBank genome assembly.